Cricetulus griseus (Chinese hamster) is the source of this 3793-nucleotide messenger RNA. The record is from RefSeq and is a predicted model, not a curated record. Lineage: Eukaryota; Metazoa; Chordata; Mammalia; Rodentia; Cricetidae.
GAAAUAAAUUAUCUUGUGUUUACUAAUGCGGACUACAGACAUAUUGUGAAGCAAACAAACUGCACAUAAAUAAAUGCUACCAGGAUACUAAGACUACAAAAACACUUUUCCAGUAUUUUCAUGAAUCUGUAAAAUUAUGUGACUAGAGGUCAUUUUUCCAAACAAUGGGGGAAAGAGCCAGAAGUACAGAUGCUGAUCAAGAAAGAAAAUCAGGCAAACACCAUUCCUCUCACUAUUCGUCUGACUUUGGGUCCACGCCACAGUCUUCUGUCUAUUCAUCACCCGUCCAUCAGCCUAAAUGUCCAAGUACUAAGGAGAAGAAUCCCAAAAGACACUUGUCAGGCCACCAGGUGUAUCACCAAGCCGUUAGGAAAGUUAGCCCUAAGGCUGGACCCAGCAAAAAGGGAAGCCGAAUAGGAUUUCGAUCCCAAAGCCUCAACAGAGAGCCGCUUCGGAAAGAUCCAGAUAUCAUUACAAAGCGGAUUCUGUCUGCAAGGCUUCUGAAAAUCAAUGAGCUGCAGAACGAAGUGUCGGAACUACAGGUCAAGCUAGCCCAGCUGCUCAAAGAAAACAAGGCUUUGAAAAGCCUUCAGUUUCGUCAGGAGAAAGCACUGACCAAAUUUGAAGACGCAGAGAAUGAAAUCUCACACCUUAUACAGCGUCACAACAAUGAGAUUACUGCGCUCAAAGAACGCUUAAGAAAAUCCCAGGAGAAAGAACGGGUGACAGAGAAAAGGGUGAAAGACACGGAAGGUGAACUAUUUAGGACGAAGUUUUCCUUACAGAAACUGAAAAAGAUCUCCGAGGCUAGACACCUCCCAGAACGAGACGAUUUGGCCAAGAAACUGGUUACGGCAGAGUUAAAAUUAGAUGACACCGAGAGAAAAAUUAAGGAGCUGUCCAAAAACCUCGAGCUGAGCACGAACAGUUUUCAGCGUCAGUUGCUUGCUGAAAGGAAAAGGGCAUUUGAGGCUUACGAUGAAAAUAAACUUCUUCAAAAGGAGCUGCAGCGGCUCUAUCACAAGUUAAAGGAAAAGGAGAGAGAGUUGGAUAUAAAAAACAUAUAUGCUAAUCGACUGCCGAAGUCCUCUGCAAAGAAAGACAAAGAAGUUAUUCAAAGAAAAAAUGUAUCAUGCCAGAGUGACUUUACAGACCUGUGUACAAAAGGAGUACAGACCACCGAAGACUUGGAGCUUGAAGAAUUUUCCUUUGCAUCACAGACGGUUCUGUGUUAUGAGAACAAAUGGGAUGAACCAGAUUAUUUUUCUUCGUACCUGGAAUACCAAGAGCAAAGCGAGCGUGAAACAACAACUAUUCCAAAUUCAUCUUCGGAAAGAGAAGAAAUCUUCAGUGAAGAUCAGGAAAAAUGCUCUAGCAAACAGGAGUCGGGGAAGUCUGAGAAGGAGUCGGAAAAAGAAGAACUUGAUAAGGCGCAAAGUAAUAAGGAGACAUCUUUGGUGGUUCGAACAGAGAAACCAGCGUUGGAAGCUGGAAAGUUCCACGCGCAAACACAUCAAACUCAAAAUGCAAAACAACGGGAAGACGAGGCAGAAAGACUCAAAACAGAAAUGCUUCUCGCCAAAUUGAACGAAAUCAACAGAGAACUCCAAGACCCUCAGAACCUCAAACGGCCCCCUUUGCCAUUGCUCCCCAACUUUGAAUCAAAGCAGCAUUCUCCAGACAGAAGCUCCAAACCAUCCACACACUCUGAGUCUUCAGACAGAUCCUCGAGUGGACAACAUUCGUCAGACGUGAGCUCUUCAACUGCCAGAGGAGAAGGUCGGAGUCCGGCACCCAUUCGAAGCCCAGGAACCACUCAGAGUCCAGUCCCUCCAGAUGAGUUUUCAUUUGGUAGCUAUGUGCCUUCGUUUGCAAAAACGUCAGGGAAGUCAAAUACACUUAGCCAAAAAAGCAGCUUUUUAGAUUUCCAGAGCAGCAGUUUGGAGAGCCUGAGUAAAGACAGUACAGAUUCUAUUUCGAGAAAAGAGAAAAAAGCGAGCCUGAUGGAGGAGCUGUUUGGUACCGGUAGCAGCACCAGCACCAGCAGCACCACCAUUUCCUCCUCCAAGAGCGGCGACCCUCAUUUUCUGACUGCCGGCAGAGGAGACUUGGACCCUCUUAAUUUCCCCUCUGGGGAUAAAUGCGGCAGAGUUCGGGAGCCUGAUGAUGAAGAUGAAGACUUUUUCCUCGGUGAAGGAAGAAGCUUUAAUCCCAACAGACAGCGGCUGAAGCACGCGAGCAAUAAGCCAUCGGUGACAGCUGUUGACUCUGUUGAUGAGGACAUUGAAGAGGUUACACUCAGAUGACUGACUGGAGCACACAGAGUAUAUAUAUUUAUUUUUUAAAUUGUAAAUAUUAAAAUAUUUUAAUACAGUAUUUAUUAUAAAAAUUUAAAUUUUUAAUGGUAAAAUGGCCUUAUUAGGGAGUCAUUUUUAGCAGCUAAACAUGGCACAAUUAAACAAAUAGUGACAUACCACAAAGCCACGUUGCUAAGAAUGCUUUUUUUUGUUUUGUUUUGAAAUGAACCAAGAGGAGAGUUGUUCCUUACUUUUUCUAUUUUUACAGCUGGUCUCACUUACUGAGCUGGCCUUGUAGGAAGUUUUACUUCACUAAAGUCUUGCUCACUUCCUACUUUCACCUGUUUAUUUUUUGGUCAGAUCUCACUGAGCCCAAGUAUUGUCUUUCCACUGAUGGUUAAAUGGAAAUUAGGGGUCUCUAGUGAAGGCCCCAGGUAGCAUUGAGCAGUGGGACUUAGCAGCUGUGCCCUUGUCUGAGGUGACAAAGCCAAGCUAAUGAGUGGUGGUGGUGGCAACAACAUCGGGACUACCUCUGAAAUACCCCCCUCCCCCCAAGUAUUUGGGGUAUUUACUAAGGUGCAUACUGGGGCAUUACUCCUGAGGAGUACAUCCUCCUCAGUUACAGUCCUGAAAUCACUCACUGCUGCUCUGUGGGCACUUUCGGGGGGCACGGAAGACAUUUUUGCCUUAGGUGAUGCCCCUCUGUGUGGCUCCAGGAGGCUUGGGCAUAGUGUCAUUCCUCUCUUUCUGUACACUCUGUAUUCUGGUGGAAGAUUCCCUACCAAAUACAGGAAGGAGAAGAAAUGUCAGCCCAGCACAGAAUGAUUUUCAACUCAAUUAUGUUUCCAGAGUCCUAGUUUUAGAAAUUUUAAUACAAACCCAGGAGACAGAAGUGUGAUAAGAAGACUUACAGACAGAAGUCCUGUAAGUCUUGGGCUUACAGGACUGAUGUAGAAGCAACCAUGGAUAGAGGUGUUUAGAAUCGGGGCACCUGCCAUGCCGAAGAGACUCAGUAGUUUUCUGUAGAAAGGCACAGUUUCCUUCCACGUAGUUCAAGACAGAUGCAGAGGCAGGUUCUGGGGAGGCCUGGUCUGCUGAAGCAGGGACAGAUCAGCCCAGGAGAGACGCUGUGUGUAACGGAAUGAUUUGUGAUACAGUUCUUGAUAAAACAUUAUGUAAUGUUAAUUUUGUUCGUGGCUGUAAGUUUUCUACUGAUGUAUUCUAAUUUCAAGGUUUUUAAAAAACGUUUCCAGAAAAAAAAUUAUUCAUUACAUUAAUUAGAUUUAUGCCUUUUUCUACCUGAAAGUUUGUUUAACCCAAUGAGCAAGGAAUUACUAAAAUUAAAACAAAUUAAGUUAAAAGCAUGAUGGUUAGUAUUAAAAUUGGAUGUUACAGGGUAUAGAACUUAGAGAGCAAAUCAGUUUUUUUUCUAAAUGUCCAGUUAAAUUUAUUUGUACUCAGGAUUCUUACUAAUAAAAAUUUAAAGCACACCGUGA